GCGGGCGGGCGGGCCGGAGGGGAGCGGGAGGCGCGGGGCCGAGCGAUGGCGACCGACACGUUCCUGAAGGACAUUAAAGCGGGACUGAAAAACCUUAACCUCCUCUUCAUCGUCCUGGAGAUCGGGCGAGUUACCAAAACGAAAGAUGAACACGAAGUCAGGACAUGCAAAGUGGCUGAUAAGACUGGCUGCAUCAACAUAUCUGUCUGGGACGAUGUGGGGAGCUUGAUUCAACCAGGGGAUAUCAUCCGAUUGACUAGAGGAUACGCCUCGAUCUGGAAAGGAUGUCUGACCCUCUACACAGGGAGAGGAGGCGAACUCCAGAAAGUAGGAGAGUUCUGUAUGCAGUAUUCAGAAGUGCCGAACUUCAGUGAGCCCAAUUCUGAGCACAUGCCUCCUGGGUUACAGAACAAAUCUGCCCUGAAGCCUCGAGGGCAGGCGGGUGUUGGGGAGACGACACGUGGCAGCAGCCACCAGCGGGCGGAGGAGGGAACGGGCGCUGAUGUGGGGGCCACCGGCCAGCGAGCCUCUGCCCUGCCCAGGGGGGCACUGACCUCGGUGGCCAGCGGGAACCCCACGGAUUGCUCGAAUGGCGACAUGUUUUACAAUGUUUUUGACAACCUGCCAAAACCGAGCUGAGCGCACCACAGCCAGGAACACGUCGGAACAUUUCAUACAGAGGCAGCUUUCAGAUCUUCCAACUUUGGCUUGGGAACAGGUGGAGGCCAUUCAGCCCAUCAAGCACGUUCUUACACUUUAUCUUUUAAUCUCAUUCCCUUUGGUCGACUGUCCAGAACAGCCUGGUUCAAGAUCAGGAUCUUCUGUCCUUCAUGUUGAAGGUUCAGAUAUUCACCGGAGCUGAGUUGAAGCCACUGCCUUGUUUUUAUUCCUGCCCAUGUGUGUCUCUGUGUCUGUGUGUAUGUGUGUGUAUGUAUGUCUGUCUCUGCGUCUGUGUGUGUGUGUGUGUGUGUGUUCUGUGGCUGCUGCUCCUGUCACACACCGUGGUGCCACUCCCAUUUACUGAGGACUCAGACCCCUCUUGCUUUAUGCUUAUGGUUGCUGUUGAGCUCUAGCUCAGGCUGUGUGUAGCCUUGGCCCCGAUAGAUCUCAUAAUCACUGCUUACUAGAUGGGACGAUAUUGGGACAAUGCGCAAGAUUACAGGACAAGCUCGGUGAACGAGCGUCUGUCUCUGCUGUUAUUAACUGUUGCUAUUGAACAUGGGCUGCUGUGUGAGAGCGGAGAGCACUUUGUCCUGAGGAAGGUGUAGUCUGUAAUGUGAUGGGUAUAAACCAGUUGGUUACUUGUAUGAAGCUCAGUCACUGAUGAAAUCUAACAUCGGGAGGACCCAGCAGCACUGUUUGUCUAUUUCCCACCCAGAACUGCAUGUGUCCUCCCUCCCUCCCUCCGUACAAGAGUGCUUUGCUAUAACAAGAUCUGUUCACCUUCCCCCAGGCACAGGCUAGACAUAAAGCACAGAACAAAAAAAAAGUCCAAUUGGUCUGUCAAGUUCCCUCUCUCUCUCUCUUGCACGCUCCCAUCCCCUUCGCCCUGUGAGAUGGAAUCACCAUGAUCUGAUCGGCCUUUCAAUAAGGAACAGAUUUUUUUUCUUUGAAACCUGGAAAUCAAUGAUAGGAAGGAACAAUGCCACUGGCUGGAUGACCUGCCGUAAAGAUUAUUUGCACAAAUGCUCCAGUUUGCCAUAAAAAUAUCAAAUCAAUAAAUAAAUGCUUUUCAAAAA
Molecule: messenger RNA, 1739 nt
Organism: Callorhinchus milii (elephant shark)
Lineage: Eukaryota; Metazoa; Chordata; Chondrichthyes; Chimaeriformes; Callorhinchidae
Product: SOSS complex subunit B1
Exons: 6
Coding region: 46-639 (197 amino acids)
Biological process (GO): mitotic cell cycle checkpoint signaling; double-strand break repair via homologous recombination; response to ionizing radiation
Cellular component (GO): SOSS complex
Molecular function (GO): DNA binding
Source: RefSeq, a predicted model, not a curated record